Molecule: messenger RNA, 1398 nt
Organism: Cyphellophora attinorum
Lineage: Eukaryota; Fungi; Ascomycota; Eurotiomycetes; Chaetothyriales; Cyphellophoraceae
Product: 3-keto-steroid
Exons: 2
Coding region: 1-1398 (465 amino acids)
Biological process (GO): ergosterol biosynthetic process
Cellular component (GO): endoplasmic reticulum membrane; lipid droplet; mitochondrial outer membrane
Molecular function (GO): 3-beta-hydroxysteroid 3-dehydrogenase (NADP+) activity
Source: RefSeq, a predicted model, not a curated record
AUGAGCCGCUUCACCUCCCACCAGCAGAUCUGCGGCGCGACUGUGGCCUCUCGAUCCCGCCCAUACAAUGAAUGGUUCAUAGACCUCGACUCCAGCGGAACAGGACUGGGCAUAUGCCAACGACUCAUUGACGAUUUCAUUCAGGUCAAGCCUGUUACCGAUCGUCUUACGAUCAUUUUCACAACGAGAAGCGCGAGUAAAGCCGCUGCUACCCUUCGCAAUCUCCAAGUUCGACUGAAAGUGCGCUAUGCCGAUGAUAUCCAUCGAUUUACUCUCUCACCCGAAAGUGUCGAUCUGUCCGAUCUACGCUCCGUUCGUGCACUCGCACAGAAGCUGCUAGCCUCAGACAUUCCCUGUAUUGAUGCGCUUGUCCUCAAUGCUGGGAUUGGCGGAUGGAGCGGCUUGAAUUGGGGGCUGGCUGUUCGCACCAUACUAUAUGACCUGAGAAGAGCGACAACGUGGCCAACAUUCAAGCUGAGCUAUGUCGGCACCGUCACAAAACCACAGCUCCCUCCAAUACACGGCCAAAAUGCGGAUGAGCCGCCAUUGGCUGAGGUGUUCUGCGCAAAUGUUUUCGGCCACUACAUGCUUGCCCAUUGGCUGACGCCAUUGCUUUGGUCUUGUAAUUCAGUUCGGCCAGCACGAAUCCUCUGGAUGGGCUCACUAGGAGGCCAACCUGAAGAUUUUAGGAUAGAUGAUUUCCAAGGCUUCAAGGCGCAAUCGCCCUACGAGCACACCAAGUGGAUCACCGACCAUAUGGCUCUGACCGCCCAGAAUGAGCCGGCGACCGAGCGAUACGUGAAGUCAUUCCUCGAUCCGACGACGUCGACGCUGGCACCAAACCAGGACCGACCCCGGAAUGAACGUCCCUCCAUCCGCGUGAUUCAUCCCGGCAUCGUACAUACUGCAAUCAUUGAUCUGCCAUGGAUCUUGAUGCAGGGCUACGCUCUGGUGGUCAUCCUGGCACGAUGGCUCGGCUCGCCGUGGGCGACUGCGACAUCAUAUGUCGCUGCCAUCUCAGCCGUCUCGCUGGCGCUAGCUCCGCAUAAGCAGCUCAUGGAGAUGGAGGAGGACGAAGGAGGCAAAGCCAUCAAGUGGGGAAGUGCAGUCAACAGAUGGGGUACAGCUAGGGUCGAGACAUCCGAAGUUGUUGGAUGGGGCAUCAACGGCUCAGGCAAGCCAUACUCAGCUACAUGGUGGGGAGGCCCAGCUUGGUGGAUGGGAGGAUACGUUGGGCGGAAUCAUGGAGCAAAGGACGCCACUAAGGAAGACGUUGAGAACUUCGUCGUCCAAAGCGCUCAGGUGUGGAAGAAACUCGAGGAACUGCGAGUAGAAUGGGAGCAUAGACUAGAAGACUAUGACAAGAAAGUCAGUCAUGAGAAUGGGAGCUUAGGUUAG